Akanthomyces muscarius is the source of this 222-nucleotide messenger RNA. RefSeq lists its product as uncharacterized. NCBI's taxonomy places the organism in Eukaryota, Fungi, Ascomycota, Sordariomycetes, Hypocreales, Cordycipitaceae. The coding region runs from base 1 to 222 and encodes 73 amino acids. The record is from RefSeq and is a predicted model, not a curated record. The transcript has 4 exons.
AUGACCGCAUCUCAUCCUCGACUAAUCUGGCUUAUCCCCACGACCGAACCGGCCUUUCACGACGUCACACACCAACCCCCAAGAGCCGAGGCACAAUUGGGCGUCCUUCUCCACACCGCGAUGGGCGUCCAGCGCCGCCUCUCGUCUCCGGUCCUUUCCGACGCCAUAAAGCCCGGUUCGCUCCAAGCAAUUACAUAUUGUCUCUCAUCCAACGACGCUUGA